This is a messenger RNA of Lates calcarifer (barramundi perch), 2756 nucleotides long. It is a transcript of the gene lrtm1, whose product is annotated as leucine-rich repeat and transmembrane domain-containing protein 1. NCBI's taxonomy places the organism in Eukaryota, Metazoa, Chordata, Actinopteri, Centropomidae. The transcript has 4 exons. Gene Ontology annotation, molecular function: protein binding. Gene Ontology annotation, cellular component: plasma membrane. The record is from RefSeq and is a predicted model, not a curated record. Bases 595 to 1773 code for a protein of 392 amino acids.
AUGACACACCAUCACACUCACCAAUACAACAGGGGACAGGGGGAGCGGGCGAGCAAAACAGAGAGUGAGAGACAAACAGAGUGGGACAGAGUGUUGAUUUGGAUUCAACAGAGGAGCAGAAAUUAGACAAAAUCAAACAAGAGAAGAGGGGAAACAGAAACACAGGCAAAACAAGCAUGAAGAAAAACACAGGAGACAGAAUGAGAGGUUGAGAGACAGUGAGAGAGCACAGUGCUAGAGAGAGAGAGAGAGAGAGAGACUGAGAGAGAGACUGAGAGAGAGAGAGAGAGGGAGAGAGGGAGAGAAAGAGAGAGAGAGGCAGAUCUCCCUAACUCCAGUGAUUCCCAGACUGGCUGGCAGUAAGCUCUGUGCUCUGAUCUGCCCGCUCUGAUGGGGUUUCAUGCCCGUUCAAGCAGUGUUGGGGAUCCUGAGGGCAACACAGGUUUCUGCUGCUGAUCUUGGCCUCUCUGAUUCCUACCUAUAUUGACCAUAUCAGCCUGCACAGAUGAGAGUCAGGGCGAGCUACUGACGGCUAAUGGAUCAUCAACCAGUGACAGUCACUAGAGUCCAGAAAGGGAGCUAAAAGAACACCAAAUGCAAGCGGCGGCCCAAGGACGACUGGCAGAUAUGAGAGUGGUACUUGUGUGUGCCCUCCUAUCCCUCUUCUCUUUGUCACAUGCCUGUCCAAAGGAGUGUAGCUGCAACAGCAACACCAAAGUAGUAGACUGCCGGGGUCAAGGCCUGUAUGAUAUCCCCCGACGACUACAUCCAGACACCCAAGAACUGUAUCUCCAAGACAACCGCAUCAGGGGGCUGGGAUCGAUGGCUUUCAGAGAAAUACCCCUUGUCCGCAUUCUUGAUCUGUCUAAUAACUCUAUAACAUCUGUUUCACCAACUGCUCUGCUGGGUCUCAGGACUCUACAGCGCCUCAGCCUAGCCUACAACAGCCUGAGAGAGCUUGACAAGCGGUUGCUCGGACCUAUCCGCUCGCUCUCGCACCUUGACCUCUCGCACAACAGCCUGUGGGGUUUGCCUGGAGCCAUGGGGGACAGUUUGAGGAACCUUAGCCAUCUGGGGCUAGCACACAACAGGCUAACACGGUUGGACCGCUCCCUGUUAGAGGCUCUGACCCGCCUGGACAGCCUCACGCUACGAGGCAACCCCUGGAGGUGCGACUGCCAGCUCAUAGGCCUCAAACUCUGGCUGGAGACCUACCUCUUUAAAGGUGGAGUGGUGGACGAGGUGCUUUGCUCCCAGCCGGAAGAAAUGAGGGGCAGAGACCUGCAGAAAGUCCCUUACCAGCUCUUUCAUGCCUGCAUGACCACAAGCUACCAUUACCUGUUUGCCAACAUACACCACCUGGAGUCUGAGAGGCUACUGCGAGGCCACACCCAUGGCAACCACGCUCAUCCCUCCAGCCAUGCUCUCCACAUCCCCAUGGCAAUGGGGGAAGGCUAUGGUGGUGGUGGGGUAGGAGGAGGAGGAGGAGGAGUAGGAGGAGGAGGAGGAGGGAGUAUGCCAGAGUGUGAAACUAAGCAGAGGCAGCGACCUGUCAACUUGCGCCACGCUAUCGCCACAGUGAUCAUCACCGGGGUGGUGUGCGGAAUCGUGUGUCUGAUGAUGCUGGCUGCAGCAGUGUACGGCUGCGCCUACGCCGCUAUCAUGGCCAAAUAUCAGCGGGAGCUAAAGAAGAACGAGGAGCUGGCAGCGGUGCAGGGGGCAGAUCAUGCCACAGCAGAUGAGAAGGAACCACUGGAGAAUGCUAUUGCCUAGGAGAUGAUAACAUGAACCUUGGACUUAAAACCUGGGCCUCAACCCUUUAACCUUUAAUUGUCUCUGAAUGCCACGUGUGCGUGCGCUUGUGCAUGUAUGUUUGUGAGAAAAAAAGAUGAGAGAGAGUGAGAUUCUUUAUGUGUGUGUACCGUAUGUUCACCUCAUUUCUGAGACUUGGGUAGCUAAAUUCUACAGGUAUUUGACUAUGCACUGAUGAGAGUAUCUUCUACUGUACGUGGGGGUUUGAGGGGUCAGGCCAAAGAAUUCAAACGUAUCAAUUCCAUUUUGUCUGAGAAAUGCAUAUCACAGAUAGGAACAAACUGCUAUAUAUUUAUAAUUGUGUAUUUGUAGGUAUAGUAGUAGAGCUCUGGUAUUUAAAAAUGGAUUUCAGAAUUUGGUUGUCCUUUGGUUGUUGUUCAUAAUUUUGAGUCUGAUUUUGAAAACUCAUAGUAGGCAGCUGCUGUCAUUUAAGUUCUGUUCUAAGUUGCUUGUAUCAUUAACGUGACUGUAUGAGAACCAGAAUGAAAGUGUUUGUGUCAGUGUUUCAUUUAUGCUUGAGUGUGUGUGUGUGUGCGUGUGUGUAUGUGUACUGUAUGCACAUAUUUAUAGAGAAUUUAAGAGUCUGUGCCUAAUAUAACAUGAUAGAGUUUUGAGGAGGAAAUGUGUUUUCGUAAAAAGGAUAUUUUUCUGACAGCCGAAGUGAAGAUGGGAAAUUCGUUGAAGCAAUAAUGAAACAAACUAAAAUGAAAACAACAACAAAACCUGGACUCAGCCUUGUUGUUUUUCUAUGACUUUUACAGGUUCAUAAGUCUGAAUUAUAAUAAUCCUGCUGCACACAGUCACACCCACACACACACACAAACUUUUAGAUCUACAGUUUAUGAGAUCAGUUGAGUCUUGUUUGUGAAUUAAUGCUGAUUACAUAAUGGUAGUCAUGUCCUUCAGUAUGUAUUAUAUAAAAUAAAGGGAAACAUUUUAACUGA